AUGGACCUCGGGCAGACCCAACGCCCGCGUUCUUCGCCGGGGACUUUCAAUGACUUUGAGCCCCGUCGCAAGUGUGCUUUCUGCUGUGGCGUUCGUUGUGCUGCAGUUGCUGGGGCAGCGGUGUUUGCCAUCACUUUUCCAUGUAACCUUGUCGUGUUGGGAGGCCGCAUGUGCGAAGGACGCGGCAUGAAAGGCUUUUUGGAUCGGCAUCUCUUGCUGCCGCUCCCAGUAUUUCUGAUAAUCUUCACACACCAAACUAUCCAAUCAGAGGCCCUGUGGAGCAAAAACAAAAAGACAUUGUGGAAACUCAACUGGCAGUCCGCUGGCCUCAACGUUUUUCUUUGGACAUUUAUGACACUUAUUGGGACGAUUAUUUCGCGUCGCUACGCUACACACUGGAGCCGACAAUAUCGAUUGCUGAUGUGGGAGUAUCAACGUACACGCCGCAGCUGUGGCAACAAGUACAUGCCUACAGUCUUGGGAAAGAUCACAGAGGAUCUUGAUUGGUACAACAUCCUAUGGACGAUCAGUCUCUAUCAUAUCGUUUGGGGCAUGAUUACAAUUAUGGAAGAGCGCGAAAUUGGUGCGCACUACGCUAUGUUUUACCGCGAUUGUCCCUAUAGUCGCUGGUGCUCCCCGCGUUGGAGAGAAUGGCGGGAACUGGAAGUCUUGAAGCAUGUCAAUAAGGAACAUCUGGUGGGAUCUUCCCGCUGGGGAUCCUUUUUACUGAGUGAUCGGUGGCGCUCCAGCGAUAUCUAA
Messenger RNA from Trypanosoma cruzi, 759 nucleotides. RefSeq lists its product as uncharacterized. The coding region runs from base 1 to 759 and encodes 252 amino acids. Lineage: Eukaryota; Euglenozoa; Kinetoplastea; Trypanosomatida; Trypanosomatidae. The record is from RefSeq and is a predicted model, not a curated record. The transcript has a single exon.